AUGACUAUCGACGAUACUAGUCUCAAAGGCAAGAGCGGCGCCGCUCUUGCCGCAGACGCAGAACUGGUACAGUCAACCACCAAGGGGGUGGAGGAAACCACCGAGGCUGGCAAGACCCGUGCCAACAAGCAAGAGGCAACAGCUACUUGUAAAUUAACAACAACGGCUGCAGCGUCUGCCAGCGCCACGACGCCUCAUGCAAGACACGGCUCGCUGCUAUCGAGCUCCCUAAAAAGACGAAGGAAAAGCAGCUGUGUUUCUUCGUCGCAGCACUUUCAAAAAGUCACUUUCCAGUACAACAAGUGUUUCCAAAACUACUACCACUCACGGACUUUUUUAAAACCCAACCCAUGCUACAUACCAAACAUGAGGACGUCGGUUAACCACUGGCAGUUGCGGGACUUGGUCAAGUACAACUACAAGGACAACUUGUUGUACUAUACACGAGGCGACUCGAUCUAUUCCUACGACUUGACCGAUAAAUUUGUCGAGAAAAGAGCCAAGCUCAACUAUUUCCCAAGAUGCUUUGAUAACCAGAACAACAUGAUUGCCACGGGCGGGUUAUUGACAAGCUCGUCCAAAUUGUCGCUGUUGAAUUUGGACAAUUUAACUUCAACAAUACCAGCCACUGGGGCUGGGGCUGGGGCUAACAACAACACCUUGAAUUCAGCUACUAGUUCUACAAGUAGAAGAAGUGUAGCAAAAGGUCUUUUCUCAUUUUACAAUCAAGACUUGUCCCUAGUUCACACAGUGAAAAUCGGUGAAAUGAUCAAUAACGACGUUUCAUUGUACCAGACUAGCAAUUCGCAAUUCACCAGCUAUUUGUGCAAUAAUGAUGCUAUUCUAUACUGCGUCGAUAUCAACAACAACUCGAAUUUCAAAGUUACCAAUAAAAUCAACUGCGAAGCAAACACGUGUCUUAAUGCUAGCAUCAAAAACCCACGAUCGAACUUACUCACUGCAGUUGGAGACUCGUCGCUGAUUUUCAUCAUUGAUACUCAAUCAGCCAAUCCCUUGAUCAAAUCAGUUGACUCUGGUGGCCACGAAGGAGGAUUUGGCUUAUCGUACCAUUCUGACGGCUAUAUCUUUUCUGCGGUUUUCCAAGAUGGUACUUGCCAAUUAUACGAUUUGAGAAACUUGUCACAACCAGUAAAAGAAUUCACGUCAACUAGAAAAGGGCAUCAGCUGGGAGCUUUCAGAGUUUGUAAAAUAUCCCAGUAUUCAAAUGGAUUUGGUAGUGGAGACUUGCUCAUGAUUGCAGAACACGUGGGAAGAGUUCAUUUAAUCGAUUUAAAGACAUUUGAAAGACAAGUUAUUGUUGUGCCUGCGGCCUUGGACCAGUUUGCCAACUAUCAGCAGGCUAAACAUUAUGAAGAUGAAGAAGAAAAGAAACCACUAAUUAAGCAUCAUGAAGAUGUUUUGCAGGAGAUCAAGAGCCCUGUUAGCAUAUACCCUGAUGAGUUGAUGUCGACAUUCACAUCUCCCAUUGUUUAUGAUUAUGACUACUUGACAAAAGUCAAUACUAAGCUAUUCAAAGAAUUCAACUAUAUUCCACCACAAUCACCACUUUUACACCAUGCAUGCCUUGCUGAUUCAACUCCAAAGCUUGGGCAACAACCGCCACAACCACAAUGGAUAGGAAACGGGGUUUAUGAUUAUAAUCUCAAUAACGAAACCAUCACUUCUGUGUCUCCAAACACAUCGAGAAGAAAUUCCCAACCACACCCACCCCAUCAUCAAUCAGUCUCGUAUGAUGUCGAUAUAGACUCUCAAUUGAAUGAAAUCUAUAGAAACUACUCCAUCUCCUCGUCGUCAUCAUCACCAUCAUCAUCACCAUCAUCAUCAUCGUCGUCUUCAAACGAUGCACGUCAUUCUAUUUCAUUGUUCAACGGAUACCGUCCUUCAGACCAACACCAGGUGCGCCACUCCAACUCACUUUCUUCACAAUCCUCAACCUCGUCCUUGUUCUACAAUACCGGUUAUUGCGACGAUCUGUAUCAACAAUCGUCAAAUCACGUGCAUGGAGAGAUGGAGCUACUGGGAGUUGAGUUUAUCAAUAACGAGGCAGGGGACUUGAAGAUUGUUAUUGCAUGCCAAGAUGCUGGCAUUUUGAUAUGGGACGUUAACUCUGCUCUUCGGAGAAGUGUCGGUGGAACUUUUGAAUUUGUUUAA
This is a messenger RNA of Lodderomyces beijingensis, 2172 nucleotides long. NCBI's taxonomy places the organism in Eukaryota, Fungi, Ascomycota, Pichiomycetes, Serinales, Debaryomycetaceae. The record is from the annotation of a GenBank genome assembly.